This is a messenger RNA of Ostrea edulis (European flat oyster), 1315 nucleotides long. RefSeq names its product 5-hydroxytryptamine receptor 2B-like. Gene Ontology annotation, molecular function: neuropeptide receptor activity. The record is from RefSeq and is a predicted model, not a curated record. Bases 1 to 1242 code for a protein of 413 amino acids. Gene Ontology annotation, cellular component: membrane. The transcript has a single exon. Gene Ontology annotation, biological process: neuropeptide signaling pathway. NCBI's taxonomy places the organism in Eukaryota, Metazoa, Mollusca, Bivalvia, Ostreida, Ostreidae.
AUGACUGAUGUACCAGUACAACACAUUUAUCUCUUUAAUAACCAGACCCAGAACAGAUCAAAGGGGCUAUAUAAAUGGUCUCGAGUGGAUGUUACUGAGUUGGACCAGCGCAUGGCUUCAACUCUUCUUCCAGUGGUCGUUUAUGUGGCCGUCUUAAUGGUCCUUGGCAUCAUAGGCAAUUUUGUCGUCGGUUACAUUUACAUCUUCAGGUGGAAGAGAACAACUGUAAAAUAUUUUAUUGGAUCCUUGGCAACAUACGACUUUGUCACAAGCAUAGUGUGUAUGCCUAUAGAAAUAGCGAUGCUUCGAAAUCCUGUGACCCUAAAUGACCCUCAUCUUUGCAAGUUCCUACGGUUUAUUCGCUCUAUGACGUCAUUAGGAGCAGGAUUCAUGUUGGUAGUUAUCGCUGUAGACCGAUAUCUGCGGAUCUGCAAGUUAUCCAAACCUCAAAUUCAAGUCCCCUUAGCAAAGAAAUUGUGUGUAAUGACUGGAGGAAUUGGAUUACUGUUUUCCUGGCCAUGUCUUAUAUUGUUCGGGCAGCUUACCAGAAGUAGAUCCCCGAUUGCGGAGAUAUCGUGUUCGGUCGACACAACAUUUAAUGUCACUCUCUAUCCAGCCGUCUACUAUAGCGUCGUAUCCGUGCUCUUUUUCGUUAUUUCAUUGUGCCUUCUGACGUUCUACUCCAUGAUAUUGACCAGACUGUGUAAAAUGCCAGUUCUCACAAAAGUGAAGACAAUGAAUUCUAGGAAUGAGACAUGUACUACCUAUAACAUCUCCUCCUCCUCGUCGUCGUCAGAAGGUUUUCCUGAUAAUUCCACAAAACUCAACACAGAACAACCAGAUGAUUGUUCCAAUGACAAAGUGAUCCCUGUAUCUUCCAUCAAUGAAAUAUCCCGUCCUAGACAAUCUUCCCUAUUUGAUGGAAAACUUUUCGGAAUUUCUCCAAAGAUGCAGUUUUCUAUUCCAUUUCGAAUGAAAAGAACAAGUUCUGUAAUGUUUUUAAUCACUCUCAUUCAGUGGCUUAGUUUUUUGCCGUAUUUUGCACUUCUUUUCGUUACAUCGUUCAACAAGCAUUUUCUGCACACUUUAACAGAAACUGAUCAAGUAUUUUACAACAUUGGGAUAGUGACUCACUAUCUCAGUAGUGGAAUUAAUCCCUACAUGUAUGGAUUUUUUAGCAGAAAUUUUAGAAAGGAGUGUAAAAUGGCAAUUGUAUCAAUCAGGAAUUUACGACGGAUUUAAAUGUUUGUGUCUAUAUUGUCUUUUCCUUUGAAAUGAAUAGACAUUCUAUCAGUCAAAGGACGGGAGAUAUAAA